Molecule: messenger RNA, 1821 nt
Organism: Trametes versicolor FP-101664 SS1
Lineage: Eukaryota; Fungi; Basidiomycota; Agaricomycetes; Polyporales; Polyporaceae
Exons: 7
Source: RefSeq, a predicted model, not a curated record
AAGAAGUCGACUCGCUCCCCGACCGCCAGUUUCACCAUGUACAGAAGCAAGCAAGGCGUUCCAAUGGUGGAUGCAACUCCCGAAUACAUGGCAACGCAUGCAGAGCGCAUUCAGCGUUGGCGCGACGUCCUCCAGUCUGACCCCCGUCGGGGAGUCCGCACGCUCACCAUCCGCGGGAUGUCUUCCGAGUCCAUCGAGGGAGACACCGCGCUCGACACGCCGUAUGUCAUCGCUAGGCUCGGGGAGAUCGUGAAGGAGAAAGAGUCGCGCGAUGUCUGGGUCAAACUCGUCGACGCGGGCGUCGUCAACGCACUCUGUAAAUGCGCUCUCAACUUUCAAGCGGUGGUCAUGCAUAACCCGAAUCAUAACCCUGGGCACAAGCCGACCAGUGAAGAAAUUGAGCGUGCGAGCAAGCCGCCCUAUUCUCCGUACCAAGCACCCCUUGAGAUCGUUUGCAUGGGCAUUGCGUUUGCACCGCAGCCUAUUUCUUCUACCGAAAAGAAAAUCAUAGCAGACCUUCGACUUCACUGGAAUGCUCUCAUGACACGGAUUUGGUCGGAGCCAGCCAGAAGUCUUGACAAGUCGCCGAGGGCGAUCAUAGAGCGGGUGCUCGUCGCCCAGCUCGUGAUGACGUGCACAUCUUUUGACGCGUCUUUCCUGGAAAUGCUCCUGAAGCCUGGCGACAUGACUCUCGCGGUGAUCAUGCGUAACUGGAUGCACUCGACGACGAAGUCCGACCACACAGCCAACACGAUCAUCCUGACUGCCUUCUUAGGAGGGCCUUUGCUUAAGCCGUGGGCGGGAUACAUCGCCGAGCAUCCAUUCCCCGCGCCCCGCCUAGUGUUCGCGCGUAUUCUCGUCGGGGCAAGCAGGGGGGCAGAAGGCACCAAGAAACGCACGCCCGUACAGGCCGCCGACGCUAUCAUCUCCGCUUUCACGACGCACUUCGAGACGCUCGAGUUCGCAGAGCUGGAAGCCGAGGUCAAGUUCUUCCUCAAGCUGUGCGUGGUCUGUGCGGAGGAGCAUCGCCCCUUCGUGCGCGCGUUCCUCAAAUCGAGCAAGUUCUGGGCGGCGGUCGCUUCCGUCCUCCGUCGCUCAAAGCAGGCACCGCAGGAGAGCCAACAACGCAUGCUUGCCUUCCUGUUUCUGCAGUUGUACGUCAACGGCUCCGAUACGAUGGAAAAGGAGGGCCGGGAAUACGUCGACACGACCAUUUACAACUGGAUUUCUGGCGGCCUGCUAGGCGCGCUGGACGACAUCGUAGACCUGCUCACAUGGCCGCGGAACGCCAUGAUCCUCACGAACAUCGUGUCCGUGAUCAUGACGCACAUCGAGGUCGCGACGCUCAGCACGAAGACGCUCGCAGCCCUGCGCGCCGAGCUCCCGCGUCCGCGCAUCGUAAAGCGCAUGAUCGUCGCCGGGUCUACCGUGACGGGCGACCGCGAGUCGGAGGCGCGGAGCCGCGAGACGAUGCGCGGCAUGAAGCAGAUGCUUGGCGGCGGGCGCCCGGACGAGAACAACGGGGCGUGGCUGCAGGGUGUUUGGCAGCUGCUCCAGUCCAUCACAUUCGCCGUGCAGGACACGGGCGCAUGCACGCGUCGCGGCUGUGAUCGGCGCGCGGGUAAAGGGGCGGGCACUACUUGCGAGAUGUGCAAGGUCACCGUGAACACGUCGUACUGCUCGAAAGUUUGCAUGCAGAAGGAUGCAGAGGAACACGGGCAGAUAUGUGGAUGGGUUCAUGUCCUAGAGAGCUGCCGCAGAGAAAGCCCAGCGGUAAUUCGUGAGCCCAGUGGGUCGGUCGUGGCGGCGCCCGACAUCGCG